Leptosia nina is the source of this 366-nucleotide messenger RNA. NCBI's taxonomy places the organism in Eukaryota, Metazoa, Arthropoda, Insecta, Lepidoptera, Pieridae. The record is from the annotation of a GenBank genome assembly.
AUGCUUAAAAUUCAGUCAAUUAUUAAACAAACCAUUACAGUAAGUAGUAUAAGCAGAAAUGACAAUAAUAUUUUACCACUAUUUGGUGAGAGCUUAAGGAAAUGUACAACUCAAAGCAAUACAGAUGAAGAAAAAGAAAGAGAAAUUGAAAAAAUAAAGAGAAAUGCAUCAUUAGAUGAACCACCUACUGCUUGCUGUAGGUCCGGUUGUGCAAACUGUGUCUUUAUAGUAUGGGCUGAAACCCUCGCUGAGAAAAUGGAAAGUGCUGGCCCUGAAAUAGCUGAAAAAAUAUUGAAAAUGGUUGACGAUCCAUCAAUGAGAGCAUAUUUGGAGCUUGAGUUGCGGAUACGCGGUUUAAAAAAAUAG